UGGAAAUGGCAAUAUGGCUUGUAUUGGCUAAAUUUUAUGUUUGUGGUGUUGAAGUUUAGAUUGUUAUUUAUAAACUAAAUAUAAUAUUAAGUCUUCUUAUAAUAAGAAUUAUGAGAACUGAGUUAAAUGUCGAAUAUUACUGACCUAAAUGAGAAUGGUGACACUUAGUUUUAAUAAAGUUAUAAAGCGAAAAUUGAGACGCUUUAUAAGCUAAUAAAUAAAAAUUUGUAAUAAAACAAUUUCUACAUUUUUCAUAAUGACGACAGAACAGAAAUAUGAUUGUGUGUUUUGCAAAGAGAUAUUCGAUGAUAAAGAGGCAUUACAAAUACAUUUCAGAAAACAUGGGGAUCCAAAAUUUAAUAAAAUAUCAAAGUCAAGAGGGCGCACAUCGAAUGAAGAAUCAAGUACUGAGAAACCGGUAGAGGAAAAUGAAAUGGUUGGAUGUGAUGUGUGUGAAGAAGUGUUCCCAACUAUAUCGAAAGCAAUAACUCAUAAGCAUAAAGUACAUCCAGACCACGAUGCAAAAUACUUUUGCUCAUUCUGUGGUAAAGUCUUUACAAUGAAGCAUCUUUUCAAUAAACACAUUCAAACAAACCACGAUGGUGAACCCACAAAUGACACAAGAGAUUUUUAUUGUGAGUGCUGUGAAGUUGCAUUCUAUGUAGCACCAGCUAUGCUGUAUCACAACAAGUUCUUCCACAGACAGGACUCGGAGCUGCCGGCUAUUGGUCAAUCAAAGAAAGUAAAGCUAUACAAUCAGGAAUUGCUACAAAUAUUCUAUUGUGCGUUCUGUGGUGAGGAAUACAACAAUAAAAUCAAUCUACAUAAACAUAUGGGCGAUGAUCAUGCUGAUGAGCAUCAAAGUCCGACCGAGGUGUUGCGAUGUCCGCUGUGUGAAGCCAUCUUCUAUCACUUGGAUGCGUUCGAGGUUCAUCUGACUUUCCACAGUACUGAGGACUUGUACAGUGAAAAGAAUGAAAGUGCGGAAGGGGUCACAGAGUUCUCAUUGGAAACAGUACCACCGAUAAUGGAGAAAGUCGAAGAUGACCAGCAACCCGAAGACAAUAUGAACGAAGAAGGAAUUGACAGUUUUCUCCAACUCGUCAUGGGCGAAUCCGAGGAGCCGGAAAAAGUUAAAGUAAAGAAACACAAAAAGCACAAGAAAUCAAAGAAAUCAGCCAUAACACUAGACGAGUUCUUAAACAUGAAUAAAGAUGUGUUCGGCGACGGUCUGGAUGUACAGGGCAUUGAGGAAGUACCGACGCCGUUCGUACUCAAGAAACCUAAAGUUAAGAAGGUCGUAAAUAAGGUUGUGAAUGCAGAUUUAGCUAAAUUGAAGAAAAUAGGCAUAACAGUUAAAACGAAAGUCGCCAACCCUGUCGCUAACAUUAAGGGCGUGGCGGCGAAAAUAAGUACACCCAUCACUAGCAAUAGAAACAAAGUGAAUUCAUCAAGUUCUCCAAACGAAAUUAUAUCGAAAUUAAUGAAUCAAGGAAAUAGUCAGAUAAAAAUAAUCAAGAAGACUGUACCGCAGAAUGUUGCGCAGAAUAUUAUUCAAACUAAUGAUCAGGACUCGGUAACUAAAGCUCCUGAUGUAGGACUAACUAAAGAUGUCAAUGAAAGUCUAAAUCUAAAUCAGUCUAUUGAAAAUGAAGCCAAAGAGGAAAAUAAUAGUGUUGUCGAUGACAAUACAGACAUAGAAAGUAGUAAUGUCCAUAAAGAUGUUUCAGAAGUAGGGGAAACUACACAUUGUAAAGAGACCGACUUGGAUAAUAUGACAAAUAUACCAAAGUCAAACAGUAGUGUAAAAGAAGUCGAUCGCACGGAACCAAAAACAUCAGGACAGAAUAAUACAGAAGAGAUUUUAGAAGGCGGCGGUAAUAUAUGUGAGGCGACCGACAAUUUUCAGCCCAGUCAAAAAAAAGAUGACAUUAUAAGCGAGUCCACCAGUUCGUGUAUUAAUACAAGUAAAGAAAACGAAGGUGACAUCGAAAGAGACGUGGAUAAUGUAGCUUUAAAGACUUUAAACGCUUUAAAACAUUUAAGUCAUCUAUUAACAGUGAAACCUGUGGUGAAUAGUAAGAGUGUUCUGAAAACGAGCGAAGCUAACAAUGUUAACAAGGAAGCCGUCGAAGCUGCGAAGGAAACGAAACUAGAUAAACCGCUGAGAAAUUUAUCGGAACAAAUCACAAUAAAACAGCCAAAAUCUCCGUCGGUUAGCACGAACAUGGCGCCUGAUGGUGACAAUGAGAACGGUCACCCGGGCAGUGAUGUCGACUGUGAUGAUGUCUCGCAAAGUAACGACGGUGCAAGUAAAACUAACGCACCAAACCGAGUUCAUUCACCCUACACAGAGAGGACCUCGACACCAACGUCAACGAAGUCAAAUAAUUCAGUCUCUAAUAAAUCAUCAGACGCAAUUACUAAAAGCGAGUUAUGUCCUAAAAAAAUUGCAAAUUUGAAUAUACUCAAACGUCUCACAAACGUCACAGCGAAACCGCUUGGUAAAGCGAACACGCGGUCUCCGACUAACAUAGUGAAUAAAAAUAUUACAACUACAAAUGUCAAACAGGAAAAGGGUAAAAUUUACGAAGAAAUUGAAGUUUUUAAUAUUGACGAUUCCGAUAGCGAAGACAACGAGCAAACGGAAGUGGUGUCGGACGACGUGAAAAAAAAUAAUGUGCCCUUGGAUGCCUUGAAAAGUUUAAGCAAAAAUAUCACCGUGAAGAGCAGUCAACUAACAAACUCGAAAGUUACGACGUAUAGAGCCGAAAGUAAUUUCGAGAAUUAUACAAAAUUCAACAAACAGACGCCGGAAAUACAGAAGAGCAUAAAUUUACAAAAUAAACUCAACAACUUCGGAAGUCAUAUAAGGGUGAAAUCGAGAAACUCAUCGCCGAUAAAUAAAGAUAGCAGAGAUGUUAGUGACGCUGACGAUGAAAACGAUGAACAAGAUUUCGACAGUGGGUCGGACGAUGAAGGCGAUGUGAGAAUUACUGAGGUCCAUGAUGACCCUGGAACAGAUGGAGAAGGAAAUGAACAUGACACGAACGCCACGGUGCAGUCACCGUCCGGGACACACAGCGACCAGGAACAGGUCGAUGAAAACAUCGCCGACAGAACAUACGAUAACUCAAAAUCAUCACCGUUACCAAGACCAAAUGAUGCGCCAACAAAGAAAGCGCCAGGUCUAGAAAGCCUGAAUUUAAACAAGGAACUCACAAUUAAAUCGCUAACGAAGAAUUGUGAUAAUGACGACGGUUCAAAUCAUUCCCGCCACAGAGAUACCACUGAAGAAGCUAAAAACCCUAGUAAGGAACUCGUGCUGAAGCAAUUCAGACAGAACACGACCAACGAGCUACCGACGAACAAGACAUCGCAGCCGACCGGCGGGUCCGCGAGUCAGGCGUUCAACCAAAAAGUUUCUACAUCAUCAAACCAAGUAACCAAAACUGUGAAGAGGUUCCAAUCGCAAACCAUCAUCGAGGAGAUCACGACCACUGUCACUAAAACAAUCCGAACAGUUAAUCAAUCUACCAAUGAAGAAGUACAGAGCACCAGCCAGCUAGCGCCCAAACCUAAUGCGAGACCUCAAAAAAUCAUAAAUAGAUUGCCCCAACCGGGCAGAGCGACGAUCAGGCAAAUCACACCAACGGUGGGAACAAAAAUUAGAAGUACGGGCACGGCGGUGAGAUCACCAAAACCGCUGGUGCGUCCUUCAAAUCAACUGGUUCCAAUAAGGCCGUCCAAUUUGAUAAGACCCACAUUACCAAGUCCGUCUGCGAUAAGAAGACCUGUGCCCCAAAAAUCUAGUCCGCAAAGAGCAGCUAUAGGAAAAUUAAAAAUUUCCCCGCACGCCAUCAGUCAGACUGGUAAAAGACCGUCGGAGGAAGUCGCGCACUUCAGCUGUUUCAAGAAACCGAAGGAUUCCGGGAUAUUCCAGACCGAUGUCCAGGACAGUGAUGAUGAAGGGACGACCCAGUACUCCGCGUCUCAGAGCCAGACGAAAUACGCCAGCGUCACCAAAACCGUCAAGGGAAAGGCCGGCGUCACUGCGAUGCAGAUGAAAUCUGAAACCAGCACCAGUUCACACCAACUCAGCAAACUGAGCAAUGUUUCCGGUUUAAAGAUUGUCAAAACGAACGCCAGCAGCAAAGUGGAAGAGAAGUGUGAAGUGACUUCCGCAAACAAAAAUACCUUGGAGGCUCUGGAGAAGUUGCAGAAACAAGGGCUCCUGAUAAAGAAGCCGCGUUUUGAAGAAUACAGUGAACAAACGGACUCGCACAGCGAGAGCGACGCCGAUAGUGACAAAUGAUGAAAAUCAAUUUCAUUAACUUUGACGCGACGGAACCGUGAGUCUUGUGCUGACAUACGCUCAUUGGAUUUCAACACGCGCUGCAGAUGUGGUCCUGAAACAUCUCCGCUGGUCUCUGUAUCACUCGGUUGUAUUGUUUAUGAUGUUUGCUGACACAGCUAAGUUAUGCCAAUUAGAAUUCAAAAAAUAUAUAAGUUUGUGAUAGUUGUGUUUGUACAUACCGAGCUGUUUUGAAAUAUUGUAACAUAUAAAUGAGAAAAUGAAAGAAAAAAGUGGAACGUACUUGUCGGUUAUUUAUUUCAUUGUCCGAUGAGAAAAACGUUUGAAGAGACACAGCAUCAGAAUAUGGAAUUCUAAUAGUCGGGAGUGAAAAUUAUGCGUUUGAAGUUUUUUAUGUCUGAAGCAUGUGACCAGCGACUACAACCUUGGCAUUAUAGAUAUUGCGUUGUGAAGAUGUAAUUCAAAUUGGACAGUUCAUUGAAUUCGUAAACCACAGAAGUGAUUCGGAAGUUUAUUUUUAAAUAAGCUGAAGGUUGUCUUCGCUUAUAAAUAUAUCUUAAAUUGCGUUAAAGGAAUUUAGCUUAAUUAAGUUCAUACUGAUUACUGAAAAGGUUGAUCGUUUGUUUGAUUUUCUGUUAACAUAACCGCGGAAAUGUUUCGUCGACUUAGGUUUAUGAAGCGACUUAUUGUGACUUACAAACUAACUUCGCUAUUAAGAGAAUUGGACGCGUAACUAACUUUGUACAUAAUGUUUGUAUUGAAAACAUAGAAUAUUUGUAGAUAUAGUAUUUUACCGAUGGGUAAGUUAAGAGGUCUCUAUAACAUAUUUGUUCCUGAGUUAUUUAUACGAUUGUAUUUUUUUUUUUCUUCAAAAAAGAGUUUAAAUACAUAGACGGUAUUAAAUUGCAAAAUAACUGAAA
Messenger RNA from Danaus plexippus (monarch butterfly), 5235 nucleotides. RefSeq lists its product as uncharacterized. Lineage: Eukaryota; Metazoa; Arthropoda; Insecta; Lepidoptera; Nymphalidae. The transcript is spliced from 7 exons. Gene Ontology annotation, cellular component: nucleus. Gene Ontology annotation, molecular function: DNA-binding transcription factor activity, RNA polymerase II-specific; RNA polymerase II transcription regulatory region sequence-specific DNA binding. Gene Ontology annotation, biological process: regulation of transcription by RNA polymerase II. The record is from RefSeq and is a predicted model, not a curated record. The coding region runs from base 257 to 4315 and encodes 1352 amino acids.